This is a messenger RNA of Camellia sinensis, 756 nucleotides long. The record is from RefSeq and is a predicted model, not a curated record. Lineage: Eukaryota; Viridiplantae; Streptophyta; Magnoliopsida; Ericales; Theaceae.
AUGAUAGUAAAUGAUAUAACUACAUAUUCAAGUCAUUUUUAUUUGGUGCAACAUUUGAACAGGCAGCAUGAUCAACCAGAGGGUGCAUCAGUCCAACCAGAAGAAAAUGGUUCUCAUGCAGUACCUGAUGACGAAAAUGAUCAGUUCUGGGGUUUAGAUGAUGUCCCAGUGGAAGCUAAGAACUCCCUAGAUAGUGCAAUUUGCAAAGAUACUCAAUUGAAUCACUUUGCAAAGCCUCCAGCUAAUUUAGUUGUGCUUGAAGGUGAUUGCUUAGAUGUUACUGGUGAUGGCAAUGAAUUAGAAUCCUACCUGUUAGCUACCAAUGAUCUUUACCGGGACUUUAUUCUACUAGACCCAUGUGAUGCAGUAGCAGUUAAUAACUAUUUUAAGGGUGAUAAAGCCGGUAAAGGGCAGAAUGGUAUCUGCAGAGGCAGUUCUCUGGCCUCUAAAUCUCGCAAGGGCUUUUUGUCUCCCAUUAACCAAUCUGGGGGAAUUAGCCACAAGUCAUCUGCUGGAAAGAAUCAGAAUGUUAAUCUUGAUCGAUCUCCUCCAGUUGAUCAUGGCUUAAAAUUUAAAGAUUGUAAUAUUGGGCCUGAUCCUCCUGCUUGUGAUAUUCCCGAAAACUAUGGAUUUGAAAUGGAUGAUAGAUAUUCAGAGCCUAGAGACUUGGAUGAUGAAGAUGAUCCAUGGAAGCCUUUGAAUCCCUAUGAACCCAGGAAUUUGAGGGUAAAACCUUUUUAAAAAGGUUGUUCAAGC